Molecule: messenger RNA, 210 nt
Organism: Williopsis jadinii
Lineage: Eukaryota; Fungi; Ascomycota; Saccharomycetes; Phaffomycetales; Wickerhamomycetaceae
Exons: 1
Biological process (GO): regulation of transcription by RNA polymerase II
Cellular component (GO): nucleus
Molecular function (GO): DNA-binding transcription factor activity, RNA polymerase II-specific; RNA polymerase II cis-regulatory region sequence-specific DNA binding
Source: RefSeq, a predicted model, not a curated record
UGUUCGCAUGUCUUUACAAGAAAGCACAACUUGAAAUCGCAUCUAUUGACACAUACCCACGAAAAGCCAUUUCAGUGUCACAUAUGCUCAUCUAAAUUCCGCAGAUUACAUGAUUUGAAGCGUCAUGAGAAGUUACAUACAGGUGAAAAGCCCUACGCUUGUAAGACAUGUGGACGUCGCUUUGCCAGGGCAGAUGCCCUUGUUCGACAU